This is a messenger RNA of Rhipicephalus microplus (southern cattle tick), 2219 nucleotides long. Its product is annotated as carboxypeptidase Q. Gene Ontology annotation, molecular function: metallodipeptidase activity. The record is from RefSeq and is a predicted model, not a curated record. NCBI's taxonomy places the organism in Eukaryota, Metazoa, Arthropoda, Arachnida, Ixodida, Ixodidae. Gene Ontology annotation, biological process: peptide catabolic process; proteolysis.
GAAGCCGUUCUUUCUUAGACGAGUACCGAGUCAGAAGUGCGUCUGUGUGACUCUCGCCUGUCGGCGUUCGAGUCCCACAUUUACCUGUGCAUCUGUUCGAUGGCAUGUCCACUUCGGAACUAAAGGCAUCAACAAUGCAAGCUGUAAAGUGAAGAGUUAACCGCCAGCGGACGCAAUGAUCUGGUCUUACUCGUUCAUCUGCGCCAUUAUCGUGCUUUAUGCAGCUGUGAUAACGCGAUGCCAAGAUCAAUAUACGUGUGACAGCAACACUCUGCUCCCUCGUAAACUGGUACAGGAGAUCCGGAGUUACCAGCCAGUCGUAGACAAGAUCAUAGACACCGUAGUUCACGGCGACGAACAAAAUGUGACGUACAAUGAACUGGCCAAGUUCGUCGACACCUUCGGCCCGAGGCCAUCGGGCAGUAAGAGCUUGGAAGACUCAAUCGACUACAUGUUCGACAUGCUUCGCGGCCAGGGACUAGACUUCGUGCAUACGGAAAACGCGAACGUGGUCCACUGGCAGAGGGGUCACGAGGAAGCGUGGAUGGUGAAACCGAGGCUGAAGCGAAUGGACAUCCUGGGCUUGGGAAACAGUGUGGGUACGCCGGAAGGUGGCAUCACGGCGCCGGUGUUGGUUGUUGGGUGCUUUGAGGAGCUGGAAAACAAUUCGAAGAAGGCGAACGGCAAGAUAGUCGUGUUCAACCAGGAGUUUGUCACCUACUCGAAGACGAUUAAGUACCGAGUGGAGGGAGCGUCGGCAGCAGCGAGGGCAGGCGCCGUGGCGGCACUCGUGCGCUCCUUAACGCCCAUGUCGAUCAACAGUCCGCAUACUGGUUACAUGACGUAUGACAUGAACACAACCCGGAUACCUACAGCUGCUAUCACAGUUGAAGACGCCGAACUUUUGGCCCGACUUCAGGAACGAGGAAGCGAGCCAGUGGUGAAGUUGGUAAUGGGAGCCAAGUCGCUGCCGCCUGCUCUUUCUCGAAACACGAUUGCGGAACUUCGUGGUGACAGCAAGCCUGAAGAGGUGGUACUUCUUUCAGGACACUUGGAUUCCUGGGACGUUGGUCAAGGCGCCAUGGAUGACGGUGCGGGCGCCUUCAUUUCGUGGAGGGCUCUAGCUGUGUUGCGACGUCUUGGUCUAAAGCCUCGUCGAACGUUGCGAUGCGUCCUAUGGACGGGAGAAGAGUUGCACACUGCAGGCGCCCUUGAGUAUUAUCGCCGGCACUUUUCGAGCGAGCAACAGCUCAUGAAUCUCGUCAUGGAAUCGGACUCCGGAACGUUUCGUCCCCUGGGCCUCUCUUUUUCGGGCUAUAACGAGCAGGCUCGUUGCAUCGUGGCCGAAGUACUCCGCCUAUUCACUCGCAUCAACGCGACGCGCCUUACGUUAGGAGCUUCGGCGCCAGAUCUUAAGGCUUGGAUCAAAGAAGGUGUCCCCGGUGCGUCACUGAGCACAGCGAACGAAAAGUAUUUCUUGUUCCACCACACCGAAGGAGACACAAUGAGCGUGCUCGACCGCCAUGAACUUGAUCUCUGCACAGCACUGUGGGCAGCUGCUUCGUACGUUUUCGCCGACCUGAGCAUGCGACUACCUCGAUGAAGAAAACGCAAUGACUAUUCAGUCACACAGGUGUCGUAAUAUGUUAAGCAUUUACAAUGAGUGGCACAAUCAGCAAUUGAUGCUUCACUCAUUAUAACUGUCACACCGUACCUCAAUAUAAUUAGCUAUCCGUGGUAAACAAAUAUUCGAGAUGUGAUAGUUCUAGAAAUGUACUUGCAGAAUGUCACGUUUGGCGAGAUGGUGCACUUCUUAACAAAAUAGGCAUCAGCGUCUUCUCAAUAUCUAUGUAUUAGAGUGAUUGCUUAUUUUGAGAUAGGAUUGCAAAAGUUUCUUUUUUUACCUGUUCGCACAUACUGUGCCCUGUUUUUGUGCGCAUACAUGAAAACAUGCAUGUUCGGCCGAUGUGUUCAAUAUAAACUAGUUUUUUAAAAAGCCCUUUGGAGUCAGGUAAAGUCUUCAUUCCAGUUUUUCUAUUCACCUACGCCGCAAAUAUUCCGUCACUCUGAGAAUGUAAUGUGCAUAUACGAGCAUGCGUAAGGUCUUCUACUCGGAGGCGAAAUUUUCACCACUGUGUCACCCCACUUGCUCCAACAUUUUGUUCGAUUCCGUAUGUGAUGAAGCUUUGCGGCGAAUGCGAAAAAAAACGUUAUUGCAA